GCGAGUUGUGUCUGGUUGGACCAAUGAGAUAACCUGGUGGUUUGAUACUUCUUUCCCUUGUUUGCUUGCGAGGAAUAUAAUAUCAGACAAAGGACACUAAAGUUCUUCACCAAAAUUCAAUGAGUUGAGAAAGAUAUCAUCAACUAGCUUUGAAGCCACAGCAGUACCUUUGCGAGGUCCCUUUGAAGAUGUCAUCUAAAAUUGCACAGAUCCCUCUUGUUAGUGGCCACCCUGAGGUGUACGAACCAUGUGAUGACUCAUUUGCUUUGGUCGAUGCACUUCUAGCAGAUCGGUCAAGCCUUCUGGAGCACCAACCAAGGUUGUGCAUGGAAAUCGGUUGUGGGAGCGGCUAUGUAAUUACAUCUCUAGCCCUUAUGCUCAGCCCGUUAGGCUCUCAGGUGCAUUUCUUUGCGACCGACAUCAAUCUGCAUGCCGCUGAAGCGACUCGCGCAACACUCGAGGCACACGACGUGCAUUCCGAGAUAGUGGCUGCUGAUAUUGCGUCAGGCCUUCAGAGGCGACUUGCGGGUAUGGUAGAUGUGGUGGUUGUGAACCCUCCUUACGUGCCGACACCAGAGGAAGAAGUCGGUUGUGAAGGAAUAACUGCUUCCUGGGCUGGAGGAGAGGACGGGCGGAAGGUGAUUGAUAAGAUCCUUCCAGUUGCUGACAAGCUGUUGUCGGACAAGGGUUGGCUCUACAUGGUCGCCCUCACUGCCAACAACCCUUCAGAUAUUUGCCUCGUGAUGAGAGAGAAAGGUUAUGCUUCUCGUAUCAUUUUGCAGCGGUCGACAGAAGAGGAGAGCCUCCAUGUUAUCAAGUUUUGGCGAGAGAGUGUUGCUGAUGUGAACGGGAGACAGAGUGUUGCCUCAGGGGGUACUGGGUCUUGGUUCUCACAGUUGCCUUUCAUGUCUUCUCUCUGGCAAAGGAAUGAAAGUAGCCGCACUUGAUUUUCGAAAAUGGCAAAAUGGUAGCUACUUCAACUUGCAACAUCGGCAUUGAUGGGUUAACCCUUUGGCUUCGUUUCGUCUCUCAGGCAACUAAUGCAGGACUCAUUCCUCUAUUUUGUUCAUCAGCUUUUUGCAUAAUGCCCAAAAUGAAAAGAAGGGAAGCAUUUCUAGAUGGCGCAGUAAAAUGCACCGGGAAAGGUUGAUGUUGAUAGAACUUGCAAUUUAAAUCAGCACCAAUCCUCUUGAGUUUAAUUAUUAUGUCAUGUAGAAGGGUAUGCAUUUUUGUCUUCAUUUAAGGAUGUAUAUAAAAUCUGAAAUAUCUUAGGGGAUUAUUGCUCUUGGCUUUGUAAUUCUUUGCAUGAUUGGAGAUUUUUUUCGCA
This is a messenger RNA of Ananas comosus (pineapple), 1327 nucleotides long. RefSeq names its product hemK methyltransferase family member 2. Gene Ontology annotation, molecular function: S-adenosylmethionine-dependent methyltransferase activity; nucleic acid binding; protein methyltransferase activity. The transcript has 2 exons. NCBI's taxonomy places the organism in Eukaryota, Viridiplantae, Streptophyta, Magnoliopsida, Poales, Bromeliaceae. Gene Ontology annotation, biological process: methylation. The record is from RefSeq and is a predicted model, not a curated record. Gene Ontology annotation, cellular component: eRF1 methyltransferase complex. The coding region runs from base 189 to 947 and encodes 252 amino acids.